Molecule: messenger RNA, 795 nt
Organism: Cetraspora pellucida
Lineage: Eukaryota; Fungi; Glomeromycota; Glomeromycetes; Diversisporales; Gigasporaceae
Source: the annotation of a GenBank genome assembly
AUGAAAGACGCCCAAUCUACAAUCGAUUCAUUGAGGGAAUUAAAUUCUGAUCUCAUUCGCCAGAUCACUGAACUUAGAAAGAAGUUUGCUGAGAUCGAGACUGAGAAUAUAAAAUUAAAACAAGAUAAGGAAGAGAUUGAAGCCAGAUUUGUGAAAUUAGAGUGGAAUGAUAAAGAUACUGCUACUGAAAAUGCUGAGCUUAAAGCUAGAGUUGCAAAAUUAGAACAGAAGCAAUUGCAAAAUGACAAAGAAAAAAGUUUUCAUAUUGCUAAAUUGGAUAAGAAUAGUAGAGAAAUUAAGCAAUCUUUAGUUAAUAUUAUCUCUCUUACAUCUGAUAUAACUGAUGAUAUUUUAAAUUUUGAUAUUUGUGAACAAGCAGAAAAUAAUUCCAAUAUUUGUCAAGAAAAAUUUAUAUUAUUAGAAGAAAAGAAUAAAAAUAAUUUCCUGAAUUCAAAAAAUAAGGAACAAGUUAGUAAAGAGAUUAUUCAGAGCAUUAAGAUGAAGCUCCAGGAUCAAGAGAAACUCAUAACUUUACAGUUUUUUCCAAAAAUAGAAUUUGAAGCAUCAGAAAACAAGAUAGGUAUAUCAUCUGACUUGAAAUCUGCUCAAUAUCCUAAUUUAUGUCAAGAAGAUAGUAAUAAAAAUAAUAAAUAUUAUGAAAUUACUGAUGAAUCUUUAUACCUGCUAUGCAAGUUAGAUCAUAAUAAUAAUAAUAGUAUAGAAGGUAGAUAUAAAGUUGGAUCUUAUAAUCUUAAAUGUGAACAAUGUGGAAUUAAAGUUAAGGUAAUAGCAUAA